UACUUACAACAUCUUGAUUCUAUUUUGUCGUCAUCGUCCGUCGGAGUGAUUUUUAUUAAAUUUAAAUUAAUAAUAAUAAAAAAAAAUCAUCAAUAUUCAAAUUGAAAUAAAAAAAACAUCAAUUAUCAAUUCAAUUUUGGGUAAACUAAUAAGAAAAGUUUAUUUAUCUGUCUUCAAUUCAAAACGACUUGAAAAAAGUGUCUGAAAAUUGUCUUUUUUUAUUUUGUGUGUUUCGUUUCUUUUACGUCCCAUGUCAUAGAAAAAAAUAUUUAAAAAAGUGUAGAAAGUGCAAAACACCCAGAAAAAAAGAAAGAAAGCAGCGAAAAGUCUAAUAAAUUUCUUUUGUUGUAUUUUUUAUUUCCUGUACAAAAAAUUCCAAUUGAAAUAAAUAAAAAACAAAUUGGAGAAAGAAAAUAUUGAAAAAGAAAGAAAAAUUCAAUUCCAGCAAAGUAUUUUUUUUUUUUGUACUCUUAAGAAAAAUAAAUAAAUCAAAGAUUGAACUGGUUUUUCAGUAAUUUAGUUUUUUAUUGUAACUGAGAGCUGCACCUUCUCCUCCUCCUCCUUUAAAAAAAAAAAUAAAAACUCCUCCAACGCAUUCAGCUUGCUUUGGAGCACAUUCAACAUAAACAAAACCAAAAAACAAAUUCUAAAUUCCCCAAAAAAAUAAAAACAAAAAAACAAUCAAAUAUCGAAUUUCAAAAUGAGAAAACAAAAGGACGAUAUGCAAGUCAAUGUCGCCGGCAUUCGAAGAAACAUUAAGAAUCUAGCGCACAACUACUCAGAUGCUCAGGUUAAAGUACGCGAGGCAACUUCCAAUGAUCCAUGGGGACCAUCAGCAACCAUUAUGGCCGAAGUUGCCGAUCUCACCUACAAUGUGGUGGCAUUUUCCGAGAUCAUGCAAAUGAUUUGGAAACGCUUAAAUGAUCAUGGCAAAAACUGGCGCCACGUUUACAAGGCACUCAUUCUCCUUGAGUACUUGAUUAAAACUGGCACCGAAAAGGUCGCCCAACAGUGCAAAGAAAAUAUAUUUGCCAUACAAACACUUCGUGACUUUACUUACUUUGAAGAGGGCAAAGAUCAAGGAACACAUGUCCGAGAGAAAGCAAAAACAUUGGUAAAUUUAUUGAAAGAUGACGAACGACUGAAAAACGAACGCAUCAAAGCGCUCAAAGCAAAAGAACGUUUCUCUCAAAAUGCCAGUGGCUUUGGCAGUGAUGGUUACAUAGAUGGGCCAGUCAAUCGAGAGAAUCAACCAGCCGAUUGGCAAGAAGAACCAAAGCCUGUGUCUGAUUUGGAAUUUGUACGUCCACAGACAGCUGGCGAAGAAGAAUUACAAUUGCAACUGGCAAUGGCAAUGUCAAGAGAAGAGGCCGAACAAGAGGAAGCCAAACGUCGCAGUGAUGAUGUGCGUUUGCAAUUGGCAUUGAGUCAAAGUGAAAAUGAUUUUAAAGUUAAACCAGAACCCAAGGGUAAUGAACCGCAACAGAGCCAUUUGCUGGAUUUGUUGGAUAUAUCAUUGGGAGCCACAAGUAUAUCGAGCCCGCCACUUGGCGCUGGAGCUGUUGGUGGCUCUGAUCCAUGGGGAACUCCAGCUAGAGCUGCAAGUCAACUCUCUGAUCCAUGGUCAGGUACAUCGUCACCACAAAUCGAUCCUUGGCAUGCAAAUGUUCCUAAAGCAUCUGGUGGCGCGGCUGGCGGCGCUGAAGGAUGGCUCACACAACGUACGCAAUCACCAUCUGUAGCAUCUGGUUCCUCCAAUGAAGGUUGGCUGCAGAGCAACAUCCUUUCAAAUGGCACCAUGAAUGGCAAUUCAUCAUCCUCACUAUCUGAUCCUUGGUUAUCGAAGACUUCAGCUAUGGGAGCAGCAGCUGCAGCUCCUCCACCAUCAUUACCAUCUCUACCAUUAGUUCAAAAUUCCAGCAGUGGUUCGGUUGAUCCUUGGCUGCCUGGAGAUGAAGCAAAAUCAUUGGAGAAAACCUCGUUAGGACCUGAAGAUCCAUGGGCACCAAAAGCUCAACCGAUUUCGGCUAAUAAUGGCGAUCCAUGGAAGAGAACUGGAAAUGAGGCAUCGGCAGUGGCAAAGGUUUCACCUGAUUUGGAUGACUUUGAUAUAAUCACGAAUCGUAAUAAGACUGGAGGACUACUAGAGGUUCAAAGUACGACACUUGGCUCAAACAAUAACAAUGCAUCACUUUUGGAUGAAUUAGAUCCAUUAUCGAGCAAGAAGCCAUCAUUGAAAACACCACAAUCGUUUUUGGGUGAAAACUCAGCGUUAGUGAAUUUGGACAAUUUAAUUAAACCAGUUGCGCCGAGCAAUACAAUUGGCAGUGCAGCGUACAAUCCAUUUAGUGAUACAAUUCCACCUAAAACAAAUCUAUUCCAACAACAACAGCCGCCUGUUCCGUCCAUAAAUCAACUCAAGCAACAACAGCCUUUUGCAAUUAGUUUAAAUCAAGAUCCUUGGGCACCAGUUAGUAAUGCAGCGCCACAGUGCGACGAAUAUUUAAUUGACUAUGAUUCUGAUGAAAUAACUGUUUGUACUAGCAAUUCUAUCUAUGCGGGUCAAUUUGAAUCAAACAAUAACAAUAACUAUCGUAGUAUUAACAAUGAUGAAUCUUUCUCUACAACCAACCAAAACAACAACAACAACAAAAAUAACAAUAACAAUAAAUAUAAUCUAAUUAACAACAACAACGACGACAUUACAAGCGUAUUUGAUAGUUAUGAUCCAUUUAUUGUACCACCAACUAUUUGCAAUCUUACUUAUGCGCCGCCGCCGCCAGCAAACAAUCCACCACCCAGUCAUCCACCACCACCACUACCACCUACCAGCUAUCUAUCAGUGCUUGGUACUGGUUACGUUAAUAAUGAUCCUCCUCCGUAUAUGAAUUCCAAUGCUCCAAACUACAAUUAUUCAAAUUUCAAUGCCUAUAAUGGUAAUCUCUUCAGUUAUGGAUAUUUCGAUACUCCUAACCAAAGCAUGAAUCCGAGUAAUAUGUUUGCUUCAUCUUUUCAGCUGGCGGGAAACAAUAAUAAUAACAACAAUUUGGCUUGGAUAAAACCAGAAGCAGCAGCAUCAAACCCAUUUUUAUAGUUCGGGAAAAUAGAGAUUGAUUAAAAACAACAAAACAAAAAAAUUAAACUAAGAGUAUUAUUAAUGUAAAACAUGUUCUUCGAAUGGGAUGUGGAUAUACAACUAACCUAUACAAACGAUAAAAAUUUUAAACUAAAACAAACCAGAAGAAAAAAAAAAAAACAAACAAAAAAAAAAAAAAAAACGAGGACACCAAAGUGCCCUUUUUAUAUUGAGUAAACGAAAUCGUUAAUCAUUUGUCCCGGCAGCUUUUUAGUUAGUCCCCUCAUCAUACUGCACACAACACACACACAUACACAACACAUUAUACACAACAACAUUGUUCGCUCAUAUUAUAUAAUGUACUAAAUUUUAAAUUGUAACAUUUAUUUUAUUAAAAAAAAAACAAGAAUGAGAAAAAAUUAUUUUUCUAAAAAGUUAUAUAUUUUUUUUGUUUUAAAUUUAUAAAAUCAAUACUUUUGAAUCGGAUAAGGUUGACUAUACUAUCUACCCAGGGGGCGAAUGUAAAGAAAAAAAAUACAUACAGAUUAAGACACAAGUAAAAAAAAAAACAGUGAAACUGAAAUCAUUCAAAAUAAAUUAUAAUUAUUAUGUCAAAGUCUAUAUGAGUAAUUAAGAUGAAUAAAUUUAUAAGAAAUAUAAUAUAUUUUAUUACUUUUCCAAAAUCAAUUUUAUAUUAACAAAAAACAUAAAGAAAAACAAAUAUUUUAAAAUACAAAUAAAAAAAAAAAAACGAAACGAGAAAAAAAUCAAUAAAACCAAUUGUAAAGUAUAUAGAUUUUUUUUAAUCAUUCAAUAUUUAUAUAUAAAAAAAAAACAAAA
Episyrphus balteatus (marmalade hoverfly) is the source of this 3916-nucleotide messenger RNA. RefSeq names its product epsin-2-like. Gene Ontology annotation, cellular component: endosome; plasma membrane; clathrin vesicle coat. Gene Ontology annotation, molecular function: phospholipid binding; clathrin binding. Gene Ontology annotation, biological process: endocytosis. Lineage: Eukaryota; Metazoa; Arthropoda; Insecta; Diptera; Syrphidae. The transcript has 12 exons. The coding region runs from base 701 to 3094 and encodes 797 amino acids. The record is from RefSeq and is a predicted model, not a curated record.